AAUGGAUCUUUACGACCCAUGGGGACUUAGAAAGAUAGUUAUGUCAAUUCCGUUGAAUGCCAGAGGAGAAGAUAUGGAUAUCAACAUCGAGCAUCCAUGCCAAGUAUUCGCAAUUCUAUUAAAGCAUGAUAUUUUGGGAAGGAUGCUAUUCCUUUGAUACAUGAAAUUUAACAAUAGGCUAUCAAAUAAAACCACUUCAGAGAAGCUUUUACAGUCCUUGUUCGAUGCAUUGACAGCAUCUACAAAGCUGAUGUUACAAAGACAGCAGUUUGAGUAUAAAUACGGGAUCAGGAAAGCUCACAGAAAUAAGAUUCGGUACAGUGAAGACGACAAGAAAGAAUUGAUUACAGCCUUAAAGAACAUUAUGAAAGUCUAUAACUUUCCCAGCGAUAUGCUUGAAGAGAGAGCAUCUUAUGCUAUCAAAAUGAUUCUUACUGCUAUGAAGGAAAUAUUGGUCAGAGAUAGUUAUCAUAUCCUAAAUCCUGCCAAUAGCAAGCUCAAAGGAUCUAAACUUGAUAAAACAAUAGUGCAAGAGAUGGACUAUUACUUCUGUGACGCUGACAAUGCAGUCAGCUGUUGUUACAAGUUUGAGAUGGUUAAAAAGAAGAAACUCUUGCAAUUCACUCGGAUGACUCCUUAUGUAGUUGACUUUGUCGAGACCACUACAGAUUUUUAUACCAAUUUUAGGAAUUCAGUAAUCGCUCAGGUAGCAGAGUCCAUUAAGAAGGAGGGCAAAUUGAAAGACAAGGAUAAUGUUGAGGAAAACCUGAAGCUUAAGAUCACGCAUUACCCACAAAUGGUUAUUCUUUCUGCAAUUCCAACCGACGAAGACAAUUUUCUGUUCAAACUUGUCCCUGAUGAGUUUGACCUGAGUAGAGUAAACUCCUCUCCAGAUGAGGAAGAAAAGAAAGAAGAGGAGAAUUUUGCUGGAACAGUAGACGAUAUUGGAGUCGGCUCAACAAUAUAUGAACUAAGAAACAUCAUCACAGUAAAUAAAAGAAACAAAUUCUUUGAUAUGGUGAAUAGAGAUGACGGUGAAUGGUCUGGAUAUGCACAAGGAAAUAACUUUGACAACCAAACAUCAUCAUUUUUGGAGUAUAAAGCCCCAGAGGAAGGCUCUAGAGUUUACCCUAUUGAAGAAGCGCAUAAGAUGCCUCAUCUGACAAUGAACAACUUCUUUGUAGAGCUGAAUCCUGUAAUUGUGAUCUUUAUGAAAUAAGGAUCCAUUCGAGCACACAAAGAAGAAAUUUGUUUCUACGGAAGAAGACCAUAUGAACUUCUACAACAAUGAUGAGAAAGAAAUGUUCGAAAAUGAUUUGGAGAUGGCCAAAAAGCUCCAGGAACAGUUAGAUGAAGAAGAGAGAAACAAAUAUAAAACUAAUAAGAAAUCCGACGUUAAGAUGUCAAGACUAAGCUGGAAAUGUAAAUUUUGAUACAAAAGACAGGAGACCUUUACAUCUUGCUCAGAUUGUGGAAGACAAAAAUCUGUUUGAAAGAAAAACAGUGAUUCAGAGGACUCAGAUGAAGGAAUGAGAGCAGACCUGCCAAGUUCAACAGGAAUGAGCAAUAGGAAAUUUUUCUAGGCACAAGGAUCUCACUUUAUCAAGUAUUUGAAAUAAAAUUUAGCAAAUCAUCUGUCCCUACC
This is a messenger RNA of Moneuplotes crassus, 1645 nucleotides long. Lineage: Eukaryota; Ciliophora; Spirotrichea; Euplotida; Euplotidae. The record is from the annotation of a GenBank genome assembly.